AUGUUUCCUAGUGCCCUUAUCAAGAAGCCAUCCAUAUGUUCUUUUGACUCAAAAGAAAAAUUUGCUACAAACCUGGAGUUAGCAUUAGAACGAAAUCAAAUCCGUAUAUCGCAGCAGUGCAAAGCCCCUCCAGAAAGACAAAGAUGGAUGUGUCAACCACCAGAUUUUAGCUAUAAAGUGUAUUUAUCUUCACAUAAGCCAGUUGGAAACUACCAAGAGCUGAAAAAAAAGGAAAAAAAGAAGACAUUUUUUGAAGAAUUACAUAAAAUAAAAUCAGGAUUGAUUAUCCCAGUCACUGAAGAGGUCAAACAAACAAAGAUUGCUACCAGGUUUCCUUAUACAGGCUCCAAUGAAGCCAAGUUAAUGUCUGUGAAGAUGGGAAAAUUUACUAGCAACAAAUAUGAAGAUCCCAAACCAUAUGAUUACAGACAGUAUGAACAAGGAAUACCAGAUUUUGUGACAAGUUAUACCAGGGAUCCUUUAAAUCUAAAGUUCAAAUCACAAUGUUUAAGCAAAAUUUAUGGACUACCUCCUCUGAAAGAUGAAAAAAAAAAGUUCAGCUCAAAAGAAAACUUUAUCACCCACAAGCCUCAAGAACUGAAGUGGGAUUCAAAGCUAUUUCUACCCAAAGAGCCCUGGCCUACAAAAGCUUGUUCCUUUACGGAAGUAUGA
Messenger RNA from Pseudonaja textilis, 672 nucleotides. Lineage: Eukaryota; Metazoa; Chordata; Lepidosauria; Squamata; Elapidae. The record is from RefSeq and is a predicted model, not a curated record.